Staurois parvus is the source of this 331-nucleotide messenger RNA. The record is from the annotation of a GenBank genome assembly. Lineage: Eukaryota; Metazoa; Chordata; Amphibia; Anura; Ranidae.
ACUGGGUCCCGGCCACCAAUACUCAGCUGGGACUCAGUGAUCAUCGGCAGAACUGACAGGGGAGAGGUCUGUAUCUGCUUUGUAUUGCUCUGCACAGCAGAGCAAUACAAAGCAGCGUGUUUCCCUAGUAAAACACACACAGCACAUAAUGUAAAACACACACAGCACACAGUUAACCCCUUGAUCGCCCCAGAUGUUAACCCCUUUCCUGCCCAGUGUCAUUAGUACAGUGUCAGUGCUUUUUAUUAGCACUGAUCACUGCAUUGGUGUCACUGGGGAGGUCAGUGGCAGUUAGUUCCCCCCUAGUGUCAGAAUGCCCGCCGCAGUCCUG